GCGAAUUCGUUUCAAUUGACAUUUAUUAUUACUUGUGCACUGGUAUACACUGGUGUACACUCAAAUAUAAUUUUAUAAGAUUAUUUAGUUUCGGGUGUCAACAUGUUGGUGAAACUCGCCCUAGCCGCCGUAAUGGCAGUUGGAGUUCUGGGGCACACUAUUCCCGCAGAGGACAGAUGGAUGAAUGCGAUCAUCACGACUGACUUUUGCGAAAGUGGCAAGUUACAACAAGUACAGGCUUCCAUGUCAACAUUCCAGCAAUGUGUUACAAACGUGUAUACUGAUGAAAAUUUCAGGAAUGAGAUUAGAGCGGCCAAGUUAUACGAUGACAACGCCAAAAUUGUUAAGGCGUUCUGCGACAAAUCAGCACAGGUGAAGAGCUGCCUCCGACCACUUGUUACAAGUAUAACCCCGUGUUUCACGGCCAGUGGGUUACGCACUACACAAAAAGAGUUUGAUAAAAUGAUCGACUUCUUCUGCCUUAACGAUGGAGCUAACACAAACUUGUUCAUUAAGGAAGGUGGUUCAGAGUGUCUGGAACAGAAGCGAUUGGAUUUCGCAUCCUGCAAAAAUAACAAGACACCCGAGAUCACUCGGCUCAUUGGUGUAUAUGGAAGUGGGCCGGCAGUUCCUGAAAAGGAGAGAUGCAAACUAGAGAAGAAAGAAAACGAAUGUGAUUUUGCUGCAGUGAAAAGCUGCGGGAAACCCAAUCUCGAGAAACUUAUCCAACAACUACUUGAUUCUCUUGAUUUCAACUGCGAGGAAUAAAUUUUCAAAUACCUAACAGAAACCGGCUUGGACAAGAAGAAGAAAUAAGAAGAAAAAGUACGUCAGGAUUUUAUUAUUUCGAUUUUAAAGCCAAACGUUCAUCUUCUUGGGGUCGGUCAUCUUUUGGUGCCACUACCGUACUCUGGUAUCUUCGUACUAGAUAAAAACAAAUUGCUUCGUGUGUAUAAAAAUUGGUUGUUAUACAUUAUUAUACCUAUGUACUUUACUUUUAUCACUGAAAUAAAAUAUACGCCUAACAUACUUAUAAUACGAUGUUUAUGUUUAACAUUUAUAUUUCUGGUUAUAAACAGAAUGCCAGAUUAGACUAGACUAUUAAAUUAAUAAAUCUUAAAUAUCAAUUAUUUCAACUAAUAUAAAUAAAGGCAAUAAACAGUU
This is a messenger RNA of Cydia splendana, 1164 nucleotides long. RefSeq names its product 27 kDa glycoprotein-like. The record is from RefSeq and is a predicted model, not a curated record. Bases 103 to 768 code for a protein of 221 amino acids. Lineage: Eukaryota; Metazoa; Arthropoda; Insecta; Lepidoptera; Tortricidae. The transcript is spliced from 7 exons.